Gossypium raimondii (Peruvian cotton) is the source of this 381-nucleotide messenger RNA. Its product is annotated as putative glycine-rich cell wall structural protein 1. The record is from RefSeq and is a predicted model, not a curated record. The coding region runs from base 1 to 381 and encodes 126 amino acids. NCBI's taxonomy places the organism in Eukaryota, Viridiplantae, Streptophyta, Magnoliopsida, Malvales, Malvaceae. The transcript has a single exon.
AUGAGUCGUUGGUUUGUGAUGUGCCUUUUCUUAAUUUCCCUAUGCUUUGCUCUCUGCGUCCAUUCACAAAGCCCUCCACAGCAGGUGGGAUCUCCCUCUCCAACUCCUUCGGUUGGUGGUAGUCCAGGGUCGGGAGGUGGAGGCGGCGGUGGUGGAGGUAGUGGUUCAUCAGGUGGCUCUGGGUAUGGUUCAGGAAGUGGUGGUGGUACUGGAAGUGGGGGUAGUGGAGGGCACGGAGGCGGAAGCGGUGGAGGUAGCAGCAGUGGGCGUGGUAGCAGUGGCGGUGGCUACGGCUUCGGAAGUGGAAGUGGAAGCAGUGGAGGCAGUGGUGGUGGAGAUGAUGGCGGCAGCAUGCCUAGGAAGGUUGGGAAGAAUACUUAA